This is a messenger RNA of Photinus pyralis (common eastern firefly), 1495 nucleotides long. It is a transcript of the gene twz, whose product is annotated as BTB/POZ domain-containing protein kctd15. The record is from RefSeq and is a predicted model, not a curated record. NCBI's taxonomy places the organism in Eukaryota, Metazoa, Arthropoda, Insecta, Coleoptera, Lampyridae. The transcript has 5 exons. Gene Ontology annotation, molecular function: protein binding. Gene Ontology annotation, biological process: protein homooligomerization. Bases 215 to 1168 code for a protein of 317 amino acids.
AUCUACCAACUUAAUCUCGACUGGCGUAAACGUUAUCCCUGUAAAUUCCGAGAAGUUAACCGUUGACAAGCACCAGGUAGAAGGAAUGCAUGGGAUAAUGAGGUUGACAGGUAUUUUACAAACGGACCAAUGUCGAAAACGGAGUACCUGAGAUCUGAGUCAGUCGAACGUCUAAACGCCUCUAGUGAAAGUGAUUUGUGUCUCGUCCGCGCUAAUGCAGAAAAGGAAAAACGACAUUAGAAAUGAUGUCGAAAAGGAACCUAAGGAUUUAACAAAUCGAAACAUGUUUUCCAGUACACAGAUAAAAAUGAGGCUGAUGUCUCCCAAUAGUUCACCGGCAACUUCACCGACAAUGUCAAACUCGUCAUCGCCAACACCACCUGCCGUUAAUUAUAAUAAAAUAACGGGAAUACCGUGCGUGGCGGCCGCCUCCAGAUAUACGGCUCCGGUUCAUAUCGACGUCGGCGGGACUAUAUACACGUCCUCAUUAGAAACACUUACCAAAUAUCCAGAAUCUAGACUGGCGAAAUUAUUUAACGGAAGCAUACCAAUAGUAUUAGACUCUUUAAAGCAACACUAUUUUAUAGAUAGAGACGGUGCAAUGUUUAGACAUAUACUUAACUUUAUGCGAAAUUCCCGACUGCUCAUUCCCGAAAACUUCGCCGACCUGGAUCUGCUCCUGGAGGAGGCGCGAUACUUCGACAUUGCUCCGAUGAUCCGACAAUUGGAGCAGCUGAAGAAGGAGAAGAUCAAGAACGGUCUCUACGUCGCGCACAACAACAGCAUGGACGGCAAUUCGGGGAGGUCGCACGAUUCGCUCGGCCCGUACAGAAACGCCGCGGCGGAUAGUUACGAGUGCGUCGCGCUGCACAUCAGCCCCGAUCUGGGCGAGCGGAUCAUGCUGUCCGGAGAUCGAACGCUGCUCGACGAGGUUUUCCCCGAAACGAACCAGGCGCUCAUGGACGCCCGCUCGGGUAUGGCGUGGAACCAGCAGGACGCGCGGCACGUCAUCCGAUUCCCGCUGAACGGCUACUGCAAGCUGAACUCCGUGCAGGCGAUAACCAGGUUGCUUAACGCCGGAUUUCGGGUGGCCGCCAGCAACGGCGGCGGCGUCGAGGGUCAGCAGUUCUCAGAGUACCUGUUUAUUAGGAAAGCGCUACCUGGUUGAUGGUUGGAAGACCUUCAAUUUCGCGGGGGAGACAAUCAGCGAUCGUAACCGAUGCGCCAGUUAAUGUCCUUUUUUCCUUCUAAUUUAAGUAAGACUUUGCCUUAAUUAGUUUUUAAAUUAUAUUGUUGAAGUAAUUAAUAUGUAAAUAAUUAACCUAAUGUUUAUACGUUCACGUUUUGAAAAAUUCACCAGCUGAUCUCAUUGUGUAUUUCACUGUGAUUUGAGGGUUUAAGAUUUAAAAGUAACACUGUGAUGAGACAGCGCCAGUUUAUUGAUCGACACACUGUGUUUGUUGGAGAUGUUAUUUCUUAAUAAAUAUUCUCACUG